GAGGAGGGGAGAAGCCCAGCCCCUCCUUCGCCAAAGUUUCUUCCCAGCUGGAUUCUCCGCUUCCUUUCUUUUCUUUCUUUCUUUUCCCCCCUUCUUUUCUUUCCAGGAGAUCCCAGCCCACCCCCCAGCAGGGAGGAGAGGGGCGAGACCCCCUCCCCAAAAAUGGCCAAAUCUUACGACCACCUUUUCAAACUCCUCCUGAUCGGGGACAGCGGGGUGGGCAAGACCUGCCUGAUCAUCCGCUUCUCCGAGGACAGCUUCAGCGGCACCUACAUCAGCACCAUCGGCAUCGAUUUCAAAAUCCGGACGGUGGAAGUAGAGGGUAAAAGGAUUAAAUUGCAAGUUUGGGACACGGCGGGGCAGGAAAGGUUCAAGACCAUCACCACCGCCUACUACCGAGGAGCCAUGGGAAUUAUCCUGGUCUACGACAUCACGGAUGACAAAUCCUUCGAGAACAUUCAAAACUGGAUGAAGAGCAUCAAGGAGAAUGCCUCAGCUGGCGUGGAGCGCCUCCUGCUGGGGAACAAGUGUGACAUGGAGAUGAAGCGCAAAGUCUCCAGGGACCAAGCCGAGAAGCUGUGCAGGGAGCACGGGAUCAGGUUCUUCGAGACCAGCGCUAAGUCCAGCUUGAACGUGGAGGAGGCCUUCAAUACUUUGGCUCGCGACAUUCUGCUCAAAUCGGUCAAGAAAUCGGCUCAGCUCCCCAAGAGACCCCUGGAACUCAAAGCCACACCAAAACCCAGCUCCAAGUGCUCUUUGCUGUAACCGCUAGGAAAUGCUCCUCUCCUAUCAAGGCCAUUCCGCUCGGGUGGGGCUGGUUCUCCCCUCUCCCCUCCCCCCCUCGAGCCCCCCGAGUUAUUUCAGGCUGGACCCUGGCAGGACUUGGGAGACACUUCCCACAACUCCUUCUCCUUCUUUCUCUUUUCCCAUUCGGCAGUUUAAUUUUUUGCAGGAAAGGAAGGGGGAGUUUGGGGAGGGAGGGGGGGGUGUCCCAGAGCUGAGGGAGAGGUUGAAAAAUUGGGGAGGGGGCGUUAAUAACUGGAGAUGCUCCCCCCUCCCAAAUCUCUGCAUUCGCCAGAUGUUUUGGGGCGAUGUUUGUCAAAGUUUGCAACUUUAAAGAUCGGCGAACUUCAACGCCUAGCCUUGCUAGCUGGGGAAUUCUGGGGAAUUGGAAGCCCCCCCCCAUCUUUAAAAAGUUGUUAAAAUAGAAAAAUGCCACGCCCUGAAGCUCAGCAGCACCUUUAACACUGAUAGGAAAGAACCAGAAUUCAGCAGGAGGAGAAAAAAACCUCCUUUUUUUAAAAAAAAGUAUAUAAAUGUACAUAUAUGUAUUUCUGUCUGCUGGGAUUCUCUGCACUUUGGAUGGGUGGAAACCUGGAAUAUGGCACCCAGAAAGAACCCGUCGUAUGUUGGAGGACCAAUUUGCCUUUUCUAAAUCUGCGAAGACAAUUAAAUAUUUGCAGUUUUUUCCGAAGA
Molecule: messenger RNA, 1476 nt
Organism: Thamnophis elegans (Western terrestrial garter snake)
Lineage: Eukaryota; Metazoa; Chordata; Lepidosauria; Squamata; Natricidae
Gene: RAB13
Product: RAB13, member RAS oncogene family
Exons: 8
Coding region: 163-765 (200 amino acids)
Biological process (GO): Golgi vesicle fusion to target membrane; regulation of exocytosis; protein secretion
Cellular component (GO): endosome; synaptic vesicle; plasma membrane
Molecular function (GO): GTP binding; GTPase activity
Source: RefSeq, a predicted model, not a curated record